GCUUGUUACAUAUGCAGUACUCCAAGUACUCACUCCAAUCAUUAGCGGUGAUACGAAUUUCAAACCAGGGCUGCCAUUCUUUCUGGACAGAGAGUAUUUGUUGUAUUUCUUCUUCAAGUCGUGUUAAGUUAGGUGUGUAGGAGUAUGGAAGCGAAGCGGGUUCUGCAACCUGUGAACUCCAACCAGUCAACAGAGGGCGCUGAGGGGGUCAUGAGGAAGGCAGGCGAUAUGACGGAUGGCGUGGAUGUGGACAGUCUCAAACGGAAAUGGUCACUGGAGGAUUUUGAUAUAGGCAAGCCACUGGGAAAGGGCAAGUUUGGCAAUGUGUAUCUGGCCAGAGAGAAGAAAAGCAAAUACAUUGUGGCACUGAAAGUGUUGUUCAAGUCCCAGUUGCAGAAGGCUCAGGUAGAACAUCAGCUGCGACGUGAGAUCGAGAUUCAGUCACAUCUCAGACACCCUCACAUCCUGCGGCUGUACGGCUACUUCCACGACAAGACCCGGGUCUACCUCAUUCUGGAGUACGCCCCACGGGGGGAACUGUACAAGGAGCUGCAGAGGGCCAAGAGAUUUGAUGAACAGCGAUCAGCCACUUAUAUCGGCCAGCUGGCCAAUGCCCUCAUUUACUGUCACAGCCGUAAAGUUAUCCAUCGUGACAUAAAACCCGAAAAUCUCCUUCUUGGCCUGAGAGGAGACCUGAAGAUUGCUGACUUCGGCUGGUCUGUGCAUGCCCCAUCCUCCAGACGAACUACGCUAUGCGGCACUCUUGACUACCUUCCACCGGAGAUGGUGGAGGGCCGGAUGCAUGACGAGAAGGUAGACUUGUGGAGUCUUGGGGUGCUCUGCUACGAGUUUCUGGUUGGCAAGCCACCUUUUGAGGCUGAAGGACACACAGAGACAUAUCGAAGAAUCACUAAAGUUGAUCUCCAGUUCCCAGAGUACAUGUCUUUAGGAGCCAGGGAUUUGAUAGCAAAGCUGCUCCGACACAACCCAGCCAAUCGGCUGCCCCUGGGAGAAGUGAUAAACCACGCCUGGAUCAAACAAAAUGCAACACUGCCUCAGACAACUUCCUCCUCAUCAUCCUCCUCCUCAUCAUCAUCAUCAACUUGCAGUGGAACCUCCCAGUCCUGAUCCCAUUCCUACCUAGACUGCUGUGUGUAGCACACCCACCCCAGCCUAAUGUAGCACACCCACCCCAGCCUCAUGUAGCACACCCACCCCAGCCUCAUGUAGAUACAGCCACGUCCUGGGACCACACAACUCACCAGGCUGUUCACCUCGAGAUGUGAACCUGAUGGACAGGCUGGGGGCGUGGCCACCUGCCACAAAUCUGUACAUACCCAACUUGAGGUGGAUUACUCGGGACCAUCAUGAUGUGCCAUUCUCAUAAUUGGGGAUCAGCCGAGAUGAAUUACUUAACUAUAUGGAUGAACCGAACUGAACUUUAGCUAGGAAUGUGAUACUGUUCAAUACUUCCUGAAGCUGUCUUAUCGUUAUUUUAUAUAAUUAUUUUUUUCCAAUCAUUUGUUUGUGAUAAUAUGACUGCUAACUGAACUCAACUUGCAUAUCCGAGUAUCUUUCUCGUCAUGUUUCUAAUUAAUGUUUGAACAUUCUGAUAUCCCAAGUAUGUUCUUUCUCCCAGAUGUAUUUAGUGCAGUGCACUGUACUGGAUGAAGUAGAACUUUGUAUGUAUUUUAGCAUCCUACAAUCAUGUCAUGAGGUGCAGUCGGUGCUGCCGCACUCGGGAUACUUCAUGUGCGUCAUCACAUUGCAAUAAGUUUGUAUAUACAUGCAUUACAGAAGUCCCUUUGAAGACGGAAGGGAUUCCUGAGAGCCUUAUAUUGUGAUGUUUAAUGUUUAUCAGACACUGAUCUCCAAUGUCUGCAUGUAGUUUCAAAUAUAUAUGUUUUUCUCUUGUACACAUGUAUUCAUUUGACUCACAACCCAGAACAAACACCCUUGAUCAAGGGAGGUAACUCUUAUUCCCAUUAUCUUAAAACAAUGUAUAUGUGGACCCUCAACGUUGUCACAGGGUAAAUGUGAAGAUGUAUUUGUAUCUGUUCUUUCUAUCUAAAUUCUUAUGCUCUGUCACCAUGCUGUACAAUCUUCUAAUCUUCAACCUUUGACCCUGUGACGCUCGCUGCUUAGCGGCACAACGGGCCAAGACAUUUUACUUCUGUGAAUGGACCUCGUGCCUCAUGUAACCAAAUAAAUGUCAAAAGAAAAUAUAAUUAAAUUUUGGAAAAAUUGAGUUUUGGGAUGACAAAAUAUGCAAAAAAAAUAUGAAUUUGUAAUUAAAUUAUUUCCCUUU
Molecule: messenger RNA, 2308 nt
Organism: Haliotis rufescens (red abalone)
Lineage: Eukaryota; Metazoa; Mollusca; Gastropoda; Lepetellida; Haliotidae
Product: aurora kinase A-like
Exons: 8
Coding region: 145-1128 (327 amino acids)
Biological process (GO): mitotic spindle organization; regulation of cytokinesis; protein phosphorylation
Cellular component (GO): spindle midzone; spindle microtubule; spindle pole centrosome
Molecular function (GO): protein kinase activity; ATP binding
Source: RefSeq, a predicted model, not a curated record